Messenger RNA from Cololabis saira (Pacific saury), 1877 nucleotides. RefSeq lists its product as uncharacterized. The transcript has a single exon. The record is from RefSeq and is a predicted model, not a curated record. Gene Ontology annotation, molecular function: mRNA regulatory element binding translation repressor activity. Gene Ontology annotation, cellular component: cytoplasm. Gene Ontology annotation, biological process: negative regulation of translational initiation. Lineage: Eukaryota; Metazoa; Chordata; Actinopteri; Beloniformes; Belonidae. Bases 722 to 1435 code for a protein of 237 amino acids.
UAAGUGGUCACUGUUGUUACAGUGUGUACUUACUGGCAAAGCUCAGGAGGUUUACGCAGCGUUGUCUUCUGAAAGUAGCCUGGAUUACGAUCAGGUUAGGGCUAGUAUUUUGAAGGCAUAUGAGCUCGUGCCAGAGGCUUAUCGCCAGAAAUUUCGCAGGUGUAAGAAGCAGGACUCUCAGACAUAUGUGGAGUUUGCUCGUGAGAAGGAGACGUUAUUUGAUCGGUGGUGCGCAGGUGUGGGGGUUAAAACUCUGGAAGAUCUAAGGGCCUUAGUGCUUAUUGAGGAGUUUAAAAAUUGUGUGCCUGAAACGGUUGCCACGUAUCUGAAUGAGCAGAAGGCUGUGAAGUUGUCUGGUGCUGCGUCUCUUGCGGAUGAGUAUGUACUUACCCAUAAGUCCGUGUUUGGUGAGCGAUCUGCUGUGCAGGCUCGGUUUGGUGACAACACUCCUAAGGAAGGUUCAAAUGCAAUUGUGGUACCAACUAAGGCAAGUGGUUCUGAUGGUGCGGAGGGGAGGCCUACCAGGGAAGAAUGGGGAACUAGGGAAAGCCCUGUGUGUUUCUAUUGCAGGAAGCCAGGACACAUUGUUGCAAAUUGUUAUGCUCUGAAUAAGGAGAAGGGGCCUGUCAAAUCUGUGGCCUUGGUUAAAACAGCUAGUCCUGUGUGCCAGUUGGCUUCACUGCCAAAUGAAUCUGAGCUUGGCGUGUAUGCUCCAUUUCUUAUGGAAGGUUUUGUGUCCUUGACUGAGAAGGGGGAUAGGGUCCCCGUAACGAUUUUGAGGGAUACAGCAGCGUCACAGUCCUUCAUGCUGAGUCAUGUGCUGCCAUUGUCUAAGGAGUCAGCUGGGGAUUCUGGUGUCCUUGUGCGUGGUUUUGGGAUGCAAUACUUGGAGGCGCCUUUACAUACUAUUUACCUCAAGUCAGACUUGGUUACGGGCUUUGUGACUGUGGGGGUUCGCCCGUGUUUCCCAAUUGAGGGAGUGUCCUUCAUUUUGGGGAAUGAUUUGGCUGGGGGUAAGGUGCUGGUAAAGCCGGGAGGUGGGGAUCCUGGAAAAGAAGGAAAGGAGCCAGUGGCCUAUGGUCACGCAGGAGAAAACACUGACGCCAACCCGUUUGCCGAGUACAUGUGGAUGGAGAACGAGGAGGAGUAUAACAGACAGGUGGAGGAGCUGCUGGAGCGGGAGUUCUUGGAGCGCUGCUUCCAGGAAAUGCUGGAGGAGGAGGACCAGGACUGGUUCAUCCCUUCACGUGAUCUCAACAACCAGGGGGUGGGGCAGUUCCAGCAGCAGCUCAACGGCCUGUCGGCCAACGAUCACCACAGCAACCUGGAGGAGGUGGCGAGGAAGAGCAUCUUGAAUCCUGAAGCAAAGGAGUUCAUCCCGGCAGGGAUAAUGUUGUGGCCAAUGUGUUGUUGCGCAUGUGGAUUUAUAUUGUAGUGAUUUGUUUUUUUUUUUUCCUGUGUAUGUGAACAAAAAAAAAAAAAACGAUAAUCACUAAUUUAGGGUGGGGGUGUUAUGCACUCCCUUCCCCCCUUUUUUCUUGUCUCCCUUCAGGUGCUCUGCAUCAGGUGAUUAUCUGGCUCCGCCUGUAUUUAAGAGGGACAGGAGGAGCCAGCGCUCUCUCUCAGACCAGGCAGCCUCACCUUGGUGCCAGGGUUGCUCCUGUGUUUCUUUUGUUUGUGUUGCUUUGAGGAUGGAGGUCUGUCAGUUUGGUUUUCUUUCCUCGGUUUUUGUUUUGAGGUUAGGUUCCUGCUCUUGUUAGGUCAAGGAGGGAAGUUCUGGGUCCGACGGCCCAUUGCGUGGUUGGCUCAGGUUUCCCUCAUGGUCUUUUCCUUUAUUGUUUUGUUUGGUCAGGCCUCCAGACUCGUUUUGUUAAGUU